Molecule: messenger RNA, 4811 nt
Organism: Chionomys nivalis (European snow vole)
Lineage: Eukaryota; Metazoa; Chordata; Mammalia; Rodentia; Cricetidae
Gene: Fzd7
Product: frizzled class receptor 7
Exons: 1
Coding region: 789-2507 (572 amino acids)
Biological process (GO): non-canonical Wnt signaling pathway; canonical Wnt signaling pathway
Cellular component (GO): plasma membrane
Molecular function (GO): Wnt receptor activity; Wnt-protein binding
Source: RefSeq, a predicted model, not a curated record
ACUCUGCGCUCCUUCCCCGGCGGGCGGGCGGCGGCAGACGCGGGGACUCGCGGGCCGGGACUGCGCGGGGCAGGCCGCGGGUGCAGGAGCCUCGGCGCUUCGGAUUCCGCGCAACCGGGUUUCCAAAAAGAACUCACCCAGCUCUGAGCUCCUGAGCACGGAUCGGACUCAAACUGAGAAACAGACGUUUGGCUGUAACUUGGGGCUGACCUUCCCGGGGCUGAAAGAAGCUCCAGGUUCGGUGGAGGAGGCGGCGGCGGCGGCUCGCGGGGCCUCUAGGCGAGAAGGCGGAGCUGCACCGCCUCGGCGGCGGCCCGGGCGAGCAGACAGGGGGACACCGGGCUCUGGCCUGGCGGAGGCCCGACUCGGUGUUGGGGGACGUGGGCAUCGCCUUGCGCCCCGGGCUCGAGAGACUUGGGCAAACUUUGGAAGGUAACCGGAGACGCUUGUAGUCCGUCGCCGAAGAGAAAGCCGCACCGUUACGUCUCGGCGGGGAGGGUAAGGCGACACCCCCUCCCCCGAUCCCCCAUCCCAGACCCAGGAGUCUGAGCCCCCGGCGGCCGCGUGAGUGCCACGCGGAGGCGGGUGCGGCGCCCCCUCGGCUGGCGGCCUCGCCCCCGCCGUGCAAGCACCCUAGCGCCCUGGGCUCCGCGCCGCCCACGGCCCGGCCCCGGCGCCGGGAGGACUCUCAUGCGCCGGGCGCAGCGGCGCCUCCCUGCAUCCUAGCCGCUCCCCAGCGCCUCGUCUUUUUCCUCCUGCUGAGAACGCCACUGCACUCUCGGCCCGCGAUGCGGGGCCCCGGCACUGCGGCGUCGCACUCGCCCCUGGGCCUGUGCGCCCUGGUGCUGGCGCUUCUGGGCACGCUGCCCACGGGCACCCGGGCUCAGCCUUACCAUGGCGAGAAGGGCAUCUCGGUACCGGAUCACGGCUUCUGCCAGCCCAUCUCCAUCCCGUUGUGCACGGAUAUCGCCUACAACCAGACCAUCCUGCCCAACCUGCUGGGCCACACAAACCAAGAGGACGCGGGCCUCGAGGUGCACCAGUUCUACCCGCUGGUGAAGGUGCAGUGUUCUCCCGAGCUGCGCUUCUUUCUAUGCUCUAUGUACGCUCCCGUGUGCACCGUACUCGACCAAGCCAUUCCUCCGUGCCGCUCCCUGUGCGAGCGCGCCCGCCAAGGCUGUGAGGCUCUGAUGAACAAGUUCGGCUUCCAGUGGCCUGAGCGGCUGCGCUGCGAGAACUUCCCGGUACACGGCGCCGGCGAGAUCUGCGUGGGCCAGAACACAUCCGACGGCUCCGGGGGCGCAGGCAGCAGUCCCACCGCCUACCCUACAGCUCCCUACCUGCCAGACCCGCCUUUCACUGCGAUAUCCCCCUCGGACGGCAGAGGCCGGUGGUCUUUCCCCUUCUCCUGCCCGCGCCAGCUCAAAGUGCCCCCCUACCUGGGCUACCGCUUCCUAGGUGAGCGCGACUGCGGUGCCCCGUGUGAGCCGGGUCGUGCUAACGGCCUCAUGUACUUUAAAGAGGAGGAGAGGCGUUUCGCCCGCCUCUGGGUGGGUGUGUGGUCAGUGCUGUGCUGCGCCUCGACGCUCUUUACGGUGCUCACCUACCUAGUGGACAUGCGGCGCUUCAGCUACCCAGAGCGACCCAUCAUCUUCCUGUCGGGCUGCUACUUCAUGGUGGCUGUGGCGCACGUGGCGGGCUUCCUGCUAGAAGACCGCGCUGUGUGCGUGGAGCGCUUUUCGGACGAUGGCUACCGCACGGUGGCGCAGGGCACCAAGAAGGAGGGCUGCACCAUCCUCUUCAUGGUGCUUUACUUCUUCGGCAUGGCCAGCUCCAUCUGGUGGGUCAUUCUGUCCCUCACUUGGUUCCUGGCAGCUGGCAUGAAGUGGGGCCACGAGGCCAUCGAGGCCAACUCGCAGUACUUUCAUCUGGCCGCGUGGGCUGUGCCGGCGGUCAAGACCAUCACCAUCUUGGCCAUGGGCCAGGUGGACGGGGACCUACUCAGUGGAGUGUGCUACGUGGGCCUGUCUAGUGUGGAUGCGCUGCGGGGCUUCGUGCUGGCGCCCCUCUUCGUCUACCUCUUCAUCGGGACGUCCUUCCUGCUGGCCGGCUUUGUGUCUCUCUUCCGCAUCCGCACCAUCAUGAAGCACGACGGCACCAAGACGGAGAAGCUGGAGAAGCUGAUGGUGCGCAUCGGCGUUUUCAGCGUGCUCUACACGGUGCCUGCCACCAUCGUGUUGGCCUGCUACUUCUAUGAGCAGGCCUUCCGUGAGCACUGGGAGCGUACCUGGCUCCUGCAGACCUGCAAGAGCUAUGCCGUGCCCUGCCCCCCAGGCCACUUCCCGCCCAUGAGCCCCGACUUCACAGUCUUCAUGAUCAAGUAUCUAAUGACCAUGAUCGUGGGCAUCACUACCGGCUUCUGGAUCUGGUCGGGCAAGACCCUGCAGUCAUGGCGUCGCUUCUACCACAGACUCAGCCACAGCAGCAAGGGGGAGACUGCGGUAUGAGACCCGGUCUUUCUCCCACCCUUGCCUUUUCUACCUCCCCGUAGGAGAGGAGGCUUGGUAGGGAAAGAACUGCUGGGUGGGGACUUGUUUCUGUAGGCUACCCCCUCCCCCACUUAGCUUUAACGUGGAAGUGAGAAGUUAUUCGGAGGUGAGAAGAGAUUUGGGGUGAGAGGUGAUUUCGAAAGGCCUGAGUGAAAAGUCAAAAGGCGGUGUGGAUGGAAAGACUGCUGGCUAAGACUUGCAGGAUGCUAACUGAUGCUAACUGUGAAAGAUAUGGGCCUGGAGGGCCCUUAGGGAAAGGUUGAGAGCCGAGACUGGUGAGUUCCUCCGGGCGCCAGAGCUGAGCCAGGGCUGAGUCCAAUCCCUGCUGCAAGGCAAGUGGCUGUCCUCACUCCAGUGAGGCGGGGGAAGGGGGAAGAUAGCGCUGUCUGCAGCCUGGCUUUGUUGGGAAGAUGGGGGGCCCCCUGUGGUGCCCUUGUCAAGCGGUGGUCAAACCAUAAUCUCUUUUCACUGGGGCCAAACUGGAGCCCAGAUGGGUUAAUUUCCAGGGUCAGACAUUACAAUCCUCCCUCCCCGACCCCCUCCCGCCUGUUUUUCCUCCCCUUCUCCUUUCAAGUCUAGUAAAAUAAGCAUUUGGAAGGCCGGGGAGGCCUGCCUGCUAGAAUCCUAAUGCGAAGAUGCAAAAGAAGACAGGAAAAUUUCCGAGAGGAGACCGAGUGGUAGUCUGGUUCUGCUACUUUCUUCAUUUUCUUGGGAAGGCGGGAGGCAGAUAGAAAAAGAAUGUUUUAUUUGGUUUCAUACCCUGAAAAAGAAGUGAUGACUUGUUGCUUUUCAAAAUAGGAAUGCAUUUUCCCCCUUGUCUUUGUUGUAAGAGACAAAGGGGAAAACAAAAGUGUCUCCCCGAGGAAAGCUUAGCUAUGAAGGCAGCGGCUUUUCUAGGCAAAGCAGCAGAAAUCUGAGCUUUCCCGUCGGUGGUUAAUUUGGUUGAGAUAAACAUUCCUUUUUAAGGAAAAGCUAAAGACAGCGUGCUUUCAUACCCAUUCAGCUGAAGGUUCUGACUUGGAUAAAGGAGAUGCAAGAAGUUUUGUUAUUUGUUUUAAACAGAUUUAAUUCAGAACACAUGAUCUAACAGGCUCUAGUAAACAGCUUAAUGAAAUCUCCCUCUAUUCCGCACACCCCAUUAGCCUAAAUUUUGUUUGUUUGUUCGGUUUUUUUGUCCCCACCUCCUUCCGUCCAGUGUGUGUGUGUGUGUGUUUUGUGAUUUCUUUGGAGUUUUGUUUCUUUUUUUGGUUUUUUUUGGGGGGGGUUGGUGAUUUUUUUUUUCAUUUGUUUGUUUGUUUUGGUUUUUCUAGACAGGGUUUCUCUGUGUAUCCUUCCCUGUCCUGGAACUCACUCUGUAGACCAGCUUGGCCUCCAACUCUGAGAUCCCCCUGCCUCUGCCUCCCGAGUGCAGGGAUUCACAGUGUGGAGCACCACACCUGCCUCCCCCCACCAUCCAUUUGUGUUCUUCAAGAUGAAAGAAGAGAUAUAAUGCUCACAGAAUCAAAACAAAGGGACAAAUUCAUUUAAAGAGUUGAAAACACUCUGCCCAUGUCCCUUAGUUCCGUCAAUCUGUGUAUGAGAACCGGGUGAGAACCCUUCCUCUGGCUGCGGACCCAAAGAGGCGAUGCGCCAGGAUGCCAGCCAAGGAAGAGGGGGCGAGCUUGUACCGGGUUUAGAAAGUCAUUAGAGGAAGGUAAACUUCAAAGUGAUUCUGGAGUUCUUUGAAAUAUGCUCGAAGACUUAAAUCUAUUAAUCUUAAAUUAUAUACUUCCCCCCCCCCGUGAUAGAAGUCUGGUUCUUUGGCAUAAUGGUAUAAAGCUAACAGCAUCAUGGGAGCUAACCUUCACUCCACCUUUGACACUGACUGUCCUCCAGUCUUCAAGGCCGCUCAGUUUCUUAGAGCGGUUGUUAAAUGCCAAUCAGGAGGGUACUGUCAGGGGUACAAAUUACUUUCUCUCUGUCACGUUCAGUGCAAUGGAGCUGCUUUUACAUUAAAGUGAUCUUGUAUUUCUGAAACUCAGAAUAUGAUCUCACCUGUCAGAUUUUUUUUUUAACUGCUACGACACAGGUUUGGCCUCUUUUGUGUUUAUCUCUCAAGCGCAUGUGAAAUUUGUAAAAUAGAGACAGUGCAGUAUGUAUAUUUUGUAAAUCUCCCAUUUUUGUAAGAAAUAUAUAUUGUAUUUAUACAUUUUUACUUUGGAUUUUUGUUUUGUUUUUUGCCUUUAAAGAUCUACUAUGAAGCCCCACUUUAUGACAUGUACA